Messenger RNA from Colletotrichum phormii, 1464 nucleotides. RefSeq lists its product as uncharacterized. Bases 1 to 1464 code for a protein of 487 amino acids. The transcript has 4 exons. The record is from RefSeq and is a predicted model, not a curated record. Lineage: Eukaryota; Fungi; Ascomycota; Sordariomycetes; Glomerellales; Glomerellaceae.
AUGCAGCAAAUCUUCUCUUACACUUUCUCCAGCGCCCUUCCAAGCCAAGGCUGGCAAAAUUCUCAUCAUGGAUUCCCCUUCUACCCGCCAGGCCCCCAAGCAUCCAUCUCAACAAACAUCCUGGUGCAUGGGAAGAGAAUGUGGAACGAUAACGACAGCAAUACAUCUCUGCGUUCUAGCAUCGUCAGAGAGCUAGGAAUGAACGGCAUCAACUGGGUAGCGAUCGAUGUCCUUCGCAUUGGAUAUAGCGAGAUUGGCGACUUCCCGGUAGUCGUCUUUAUUUCAGUCCAGCCCGGAUCAACCAGUCGUCUUAUAGGCAACCUUGCUGCGAUUGAGUGCCGCGGCAUCAUCGUGGAGUUUGGAAUCACUGACAUUCACGUCGAGAUCAAGGAAUCAUGCCUAGUCCGUCUUGCAGGCACGCAGGAGUUCACACAACUUAUCUCAGGACCCAUCCAACGCUCAGACGAUGACAGCUCCUACAUAUGCAACAUCUCUGACCAGCUAGGUGUAUGCAUCGCAUCGGAGAAGUCGCCACGCAAGGAAGGCACCAAGGGACUGUACAUCAUGGCUGCCAGCAAGGGCUCAAAAAUAUCUAUGCAUCUUCUCCUGCCGGCACCGGUCCCGAUUCUACAGCCAGGAAACAAGACCCUUGAGACGACCAUGAAUACGUUGAGAAAGGGAUCAAUAGCUUUCGAGGAUAUGAUCAGCAAACUGAAGCUAAAGGACAACAUGGAUCCCGAUGUUCAGCAGCAACGUAUUGGCGACUUCGAAUCGAGCGCACUCCUCACCGGAAGCAGGCUGAACAAGUACGAGCCGCGUCAGUCGAUGGAAUCACGACGGAUUGGUUGGGUAUCCCACUCGCGAGCGCUCACAUCCCAGAGACACGAGCAGUACGACUUCAUCGCCGACUGGGCUCUCAUCGCCCUCGAUGGGACCAAACAUCCAAAGGAUAUGCAUCGGCUGCGAAAUCAGUUGUACGUGGGUACUAACGCCGAGCUGAGCGACGAGCUACGCAACACGCCGGGAGGCUUCGUGCAUCCCCCUCUUAACCAAGGCACCUUGACUUUGGAUGGAGUAGUGCCUCUGUCAGAGAUCCUCCAAUCGGAAGCCGGUUCCUUGAUAGUCGGCAAGGUGGGACGCACCAGCGGGCACACUUGGGGCGUUAUAAACACCGUCAAAUCAGUCAUCAGGCGAAUCACAUUGGCAGAUCAAGCAUCCAACGCAUCAGAGCAUCUCGUCAGCGAGAUUUGCGUGGUCGGUGCUAAAGAGCACACGGCUUUCAGCCGUGUAGGGGAUUCUGGAGCUUGUGUCUGGGACGCCACAGGUCGAGUUGCUGGGAUGCUUGUCGGCGGGUUGGGUGCAGAUGAUGAAGGCAGCAGUGGCAUAGACGUGACGUACAUUACCCCGAUCAGCUGGAUACUUGGAGAUAUGGAAAAGUUCGGGCUGGAUGUCACUAUCGCUUAG